CUUAUUAGCAGCUGCCAUCAUUCCCCACCCCCUCCUCCGCCCGGUCCCCCUCUGCGGGGAAGAGCGAUGCAGCAGUCAGGCAAGAACAAAUGGCUCGCACACAGCGUCAUAGCCGGGGCUGGAGGCGGACUCGUUGCUAGUAUCGCCACCUGUCCACUCGACGUCGUCAAGACAAAAUUGCAGGCUCAGCAAGCUGUAGCAGGCCAGGAGAGCUAUCAAGGCGUUCGCGACAUCCUCAAGAACACACUGCGUCACGAUGGCAUUCGAGGAUUGUACCGCGGUCUCGGUCCAACAAUUUUGGGCUACCUCCCCACUUGGGCAAUCUACUUUGCAGUCUACGACGGCAUCAAGACCCGCUUCGGAGAACCCCCGCUGGGUGAGACUCAGAAACCGAGGCGCAUAUACCCUGCUGCACAUCCGAAGGGCUAUCAACCCGUCAUGCGUGACCAUCCUUGGACCCUCCAUCUGCUCUCCGCCAUGAUCGCAGGUGCAGUUAGCACGACCUGCACGACGCCGCUCUGGGUCAUCAAAACUCGCUUCAUGACCCAGUCGCGAAGGGAAGUGAGAUACAGACAUACCUUCGACGCCGCUUGGACCAUAUACGAAACAGAGGGCAUACGCGCGUUUUAUCGCGGAUUAUUACCCAGCUUAUUCGGAAUUCUCCAUGUCGCCGUACAAUUUCCUCUGUACGAACAACUCAAGAUAUGGGCACAGGGCGACUCGGAUGCCCCGUUGCACGGUCACACGAUCCUUCUUUGUUCCGCCAUCGCCAAAAUGACCGCUUCCGUCGCCACAUACCCCCAUGAAGUGAUCAGAACCCGAUUGCAGACUCUCCGUCUUCCCAUCGCCGAGGACAUGUCUUCGGACGGCAUGAUCAAGAUGCACACCCGUCGCGGUAUUAUUUAUAUCACUCGCAAGAUCAUUCAGAAAGAGGGCUGGUCCGGUUUGUACAAGGGACUCUCUGUCAACUUGUUCCGGACCGUACCUAAUAGUGCGGUUACCCUGUUAACCUACGAACUCUUGAUGCAACACUUGUCAUCCCGGGACGCUCACGUGACCAACUAAUUCGUAUUAUGCCAACAUUAUUCCCGGGGAAAAUCGGACUGCUUUUCUACUUAGAUCGAGCCUCGCACUUUUUUCCUUCUAGUGGUUGGCUGAUCCACAAAAGACAAUCAUGUCUGACAGUGUAUGUUCUGGCAUGUAAGCCCCCAAUUAUCAGAUGUGUUGUGUUACAUGGUCACUCUUCAGAUGAUCUUGUAUCUGUAUUUGGUGCUAUGGUUGAAUUGCUCAUAAUGUAUAGUGUCUCUAACCUUCUACAUUACCACACAGAUGACAAAGUGUUGUGGGACUGGGCAGUUGUCCAUGAUGAGGAAGUUUGGACUGCACAUGGGCAGGCUGUCAAGAACACUGGCAUGUAUGUCCCAGGCUCCUUUGACUGUAAACUGCACAACAUUGCUGAAAAAAAUUAAUAUGGACUACAAAACCUGGGAGUUUCAU
Pisolithus orientalis is the source of this 1497-nucleotide messenger RNA. Its product is annotated as mitochondrial NAD transporter. Bases 67 to 1065 code for a protein of 332 amino acids. Gene Ontology annotation, molecular function: NAD transmembrane transporter activity. The record is from RefSeq and is a predicted model, not a curated record. The transcript is spliced from 7 exons. Lineage: Eukaryota; Fungi; Basidiomycota; Agaricomycetes; Boletales; Pisolithaceae. Gene Ontology annotation, biological process: NAD transmembrane transport.